Molecule: messenger RNA, 10321 nt
Organism: Dermacentor silvarum
Lineage: Eukaryota; Metazoa; Arthropoda; Arachnida; Ixodida; Ixodidae
Product: putative N-acetylated-alpha-linked acidic dipeptidase
Exons: 13
Coding region: 374-2824 (816 amino acids)
Source: RefSeq, a predicted model, not a curated record
UGAAAGUGGGUAAAAACUGCAGCGCUCCUUGUGGGUAUCGACGCAGGCGAUGCCGUACUCUCUAAACUGACGCCGCUUCCGUACUAAGAGAUUUCACAGGUUGCCGUAGGCGUGGGGCGCGAGUCUGGUAUGUUGUCGUAGUGCUGUAGUCCUCUCUACCUGCCAGUGGGAACUAGCGACACUACUGUACCUGGCGGAAACGGGUGGAUGACGCUUGCGUCCGCUCCUGAUCGCAAAAUCCGCCGCGGUCGGAACUUGACCGAACACCGCGCGCGCGUGCCGUCGCACGUGUCAUGCGCCCUGUAGUGUGUCGUCCCGAACAGCAGCGGCCAACGACGAUCAACAGGUGUCCGCCGCCGCAACCAACAGCAUCAUGAGUGCCCAGUACCGGCCGUACCGUGACGAGGACAACGGCGGCGAUAGCGAGCCGAUGACAUGGCCCGACCACGAGCCCACGGGCGCGGUGCAAAUCUACGAGAAGACGACCGAAGACAUCCGAGUCGUGUCGCACCGCAACCUGGUCAUCGGUGGCUUGGGCAUCGCGCUGCUGGGAGUGCUCGCGGGGCUGCUGGUCGGCUAUUUCGCGCACACCGAGCACAGUGGCUGCGUGCGGGGCAAGUCGGUCGCCAUCCACGCCGUGUACGACGCCGACCCGAGCAUCAGGGCGCGGCUCUUGGCUCUCGUCAGCGCUGACGGCAUCAACCGAACCGCAGGGCAGCUGCUUGAGGUGCGUACAGACUCCGAGAUUGUGGACCUCCUGCAGCAGCGUUGGAAAGAACAGGGCCUCGAGGCUGUGCAGCAGCACACGUACGAGGUGCUGCUGUCAUUCCCAGAUUCGUCACGCCCGAACCGGCUGCGUCACUUUGAGAAUUCGUCUGAUGCAGCAGGCACAACUGUGGACCUGUUCUCAGAGGAUCACCGUCCCUAUGUGGCCUACUGCACGGCCAAUGGUCCCAUCAGAGGCCCCCUGGUGUACGCAGGUCGUCUGCAGGUAUCUGAUGUGGACUGGCUGCAUGGCUCCAAUGUAACGCUUGAUGGCAGUGUCUUGCUCGUGCGGCUAGGCACAGAGCCCUUGGGCCGGCAACUUGCCAUGGCGCAACGGGUGGGUGCACGUGCCGUCCUGUUGUACCCAGACCCUCGCGAGUUUCGGCCACUGCCUCCAAGCUACCCUACAGAGCAGGAUGGUAGUGCCGCCUGGUGGUGGCUGCCACCUGAUGGAAGUCACAGUGCCAGUCCCCUGGGUCCACUCCUGGGGGAUCCGCAGACCCCCGGAUACCCUGCCGUAGUGUCUGCACACCGGCUACCUCGGGAGCAGCUGUACCUGCCUACAGUGCCAGCGCAGACCAUCAGUGCCAACGUGGCUGAGAUUUUGCUGCGGCACAUAGGGGGACCACCAGUCACUGCGCAAAUGCAGGGCUCCUUGGGUGGUGAGGGCGGUGCCGCCCUUGGCGCUGGACCUGGCCCUGUCGAGGCCGAGCUGCAGUUGCACAACAUGCUGCGAAACCAUUCCGUGUUUGACCUGGUUGGCUACGUGCGCGGGCGUGUUGAGCCCGACCGCUACGUGCUGGUGGGUGCCGGCCGCGAUGCAUGGGGUGACUCGGACAUUGGCAGCACGGCCCUGCUGCUCGAACUGAGUGCAGCCUUUGGAAAGCUCCUCCAGGAAGGUUGGCGACCACGCCGCACUGUCAUCUUCUGCAGCUGGGCUGCGGAAGAAUUCCAGUCCGUGGGCGUCGUCGAGUGGCUUGAGGAAAACCUCAAGCUUCUCCACGGCCGUGUGGUGGCCUACAUUGACCUUGGCCAACCUGUGCUGGGGUCCACUUCGCUAAGUGUGGCGGCCUCCCCGCUCCUCUACCACGCGGUCUUCAAUGCCACCAGGCAGGUGCCAGCUGGCGGUGAUGGCUCGCGCAGCGUGUACGAGCAGUGGGUGGCCACCUUCCCCAAACACCGCAAUGCUUCGCGGCUCCUGUUCCCACCUCCGAGUGGCUCUUCUGUGGCACCCCCAGUGCACCUUGAAGAAGGGGAGGAGUGGGACUCCUUCAGUGUGGAGCCCCUGGACCUGCUGACCAACUACAGACAGGCCGCCAUGCUCCCUGUGCGACCAGCAGUGCGGGCUAUGGAUGUCGAAGGUAGCUAUGCGGCCUUCUUCUCCCAGGCAGGCAUUCCAGUGGUGCAGAUGAGCUACGUGGACGACAUCCUUCAGAAGUUGUCCCGAGUGGCAUUCCCACGCAAGCACACCCAGUACGACCGCUUCUCGCUAUUCCGAGAACACGUGGACCCGGAGUUGCGGGCGCAUGCGACAGUGGCGGCUGUUGCAGGAGAGUUGGUGCGCACCCUGGCGGACUCGCUCUUCCUGCCUUUCAACCUGUUUGACUAUGCACAGCUGUUGAAAGACCUCUGCUUCAGCCUCCACCUGCAUGCACAUGGCCUAGAUUUGGGUCCUCUAGACGCGGCUGUUCACAACUUCUCAGUAGCAGCAUUUGACUUCCACUCCCGUCAGAACGGCCUCGACACCUCCGACCCAAUGGCCAUCCGGAUGGUGAAUGACCAGUUGCUGUUGCUGGAACGAGUCUUCCUCGACCCUAGGGGCUUGCCACGAAACCCCUACAAAAAGCACUUGGUGCUGUCCCCACCCGAGCUGCCCACGUACAUGGACGAGAUGUUCCCGGGCAUCAUGGAUGAGUUCACACGCCUGGUAGAUGAGCUGGGCUCUCCCAGCGAUCCAGGCCCACACUUGGAUGUGCUGAAGCAGCACUAUGCCUUGCUGGUGCAGGUCAUCCAGCAGGCUGCCGACACACUGGCUGCUGUGGUGCCACCCUAUGCCUAGCAGCGCAACUCGUGCGUCCACUCCGUUUUACAAUUGAAGUUAUGAAUAGCGCAAGAACUAAGCACAUGCCAUAGGCAUGGGCCAGAGGCUUGCACUUUCAUCCAUCUUAUUUGAGCAAAGUGGCUUAAAUGAAAUGUUAGUGUGAUUGGAAGGCAGUGCCCAGCCCUUGUAAUUGAUGUGCUCUAUCUGGUCUUCGAUAUUCAUAACUUCAAGUACGUACCAACUAGGCCAUCACAAGAGGCAUGUCCAUUUCAUGGUGUUUUAUAUGGCAGCCAAAGCAAGGAGCAUGUGUGUUUCUACAACUGGCAACACUCUCACCUGAUGCUGUAGAUGUGUCGGAAAACCUUUGAGCGAGGCUGAAGUCCCUAGGUAGCUUUUUUUCCUGUCAAGCCUCCUGUGAAACCAUGCCAGGAAUACCAUUGUAUUCGAAGGCAGUACAUAGCCAGGAGCGUGGAGCCGACCAAUGACAAGCAUGGGUGUUGCUGCAAAGGCUUUCCUCUUCAACUUCAGGCUUUAAAAAAGCUUAUCUAGGGACUUCAAGUUAAGCUGCCUUGCACAUGCUUCUGCACCCUGCUGAGGCAAGUCCAGUGCAUUGCUGUGAUUGAGGUAGUUGCAAUCCAUCUGUGUAGAAUCCAUGUGGUUAGAUCGUUCGUGGCAAUGCCCUCAGUUUCAUAUUGUGCGAUGUCCAGCAAAGUGCCGCGCUGUAGCAACAGGCACUUACUGGUCAUGACAUUUCUGCUGAUGUAUUCCAUCAACUGAAAUGCCAGUAUCUUUGUCAUGUCCAUUCAUGCUAUGUUUUAGCUCAUCAGCACAUGCUGCAACCUUCACAUAUUCUUGUUUUAUGUUAAGUUUCGGAAGAGGAAAUAACUUAAACUACAGCUUCAAGGUGUGAGUUAGGUUACUUGUAGGAGCUGUCAGCAUCUCUCUUGUUGAAAAAGGUUCAGAAAGCAUCGUUCUCAAGCUCCACCAUAGUGAGUUGUAAGAAAAGUCACUGAUUGUAUAAGGUAGGGUGGGAAAUGUAGAAACAGUUGUGACCUCUAACUGCAAAGUUCUCUCAUUGCACACAAUGAUACAGCACAUUGCGCUUGUUGCUAUCCUGGAACAAAAUGUGGAACACUACUCACUGAGCUGACCAGAAGAGCAUUUCUAUUCUCUUUUUCAUAUGCUGCAGGCAAUGCUACCCUCUUAGAGAGACUAGAACUCUUAAUGCUCUGACCAAAAAGUAGUGUAUCACAUAUGAACGAAAGAUGUAGGUGGGCUCCAUGUAAUUUGAUAUAAUAUAGUCUCAUAAUAUUAUGUCACAAAAUAUAACUUAUUACGUUGAGGGUGUCACAUACCUGGUCCUUUUUAUCACUAAAUGAGCAGUGUGGCACAUUUCUGUGACCAGCAGACAGUGCGCCAACUGCAGUAGUGACCAAAACCUAAUGCGCCGCACACUGUAAGCACACGAAGGUGCACAAAGAGUACGUAAUUUGACAUAGCCUUGCGUCCACAAGUUGUAUCUGUGAUAUACCAAGUAAUUGUUCUGUAGAAAGAAUUGGCAGACAACAAAUUACUGAACAAGUAACUUAGCGCAAUAAAAAACACACACACAAGAAAGGGAGACAAAGACAAGCGCUUGUCUUUGUCUCCCUUUCUUGUGUCUGUGUUUUUUAUUGCGCUAAGUUACUUGUUCAGUUAUGGAAAACCAACUAGCCCAACAAUUAAUUCUUCUAGAAGAAAUUACUGCUCUGCAAAAUAUUUGGAGGGGGACAUCUAUGAGAAACACAUAGCUUCCGUAGCAUUGCCUGCUAAGUGUGAAACGGAGCAAAGGGAUUGCUACACUAACUGACAUGUGGCUUGUGGCUCCCAGAGGCUUUUGCCUGCACUGCCAUUUAUUGACAAUGUGGCUCGUGCUCACAAUGCCACCACGUGCACCUCCCACCUCAUUUUGACAUUCGCCACUGACAGCAUGCGUGCGAGACUACAAUGGUGCCUUCACGAUUCCACGUUCAUGCUUACAGUUGUGCCACAUGCUGUCCAUCCACUUGAUUAUUUCGUCCAGAAGUUGGUUUCACCAUUGCUUUAGGUUCCUACUGGAUGUGUCAAUGCUGCAAGUGUGCCUUAAGAUGCCGCCAACUACAGAGUGAAGAACAAAAGUGUGUGAGUGACUCUUUUAGUUGUUUGUCACACCGUACCACAGUUUCUUUUUUUCCUUCUUUUUCUUUCCAAAUUUCAAUAGCAUGUAUGGUCGUAUGGUGGUCGUAUGGUUCAAUAGCAUGUAUGUAGUGAGUGUGGGCCAGUGUAUUGUAGCAUUUUCAAUAGCACCAUUAUUUGGGCAAGAGUACACAUCUGUCCUUGUUUUAGCAUUAUUGCACUAGGCUUCAUUCUUUUUCCAUCGCAUGCUGUUAGACUUGUUAAAGGACUGUGGGUAUGCUGGGCUAUGUUUAUACACUUGUGCUUAGGUCAGUUUUGUAAGUAGAGGUUGCAUCUUGCUAGACUCUCGGACAACCUGUUGCUACUGUUGUCAAAACUGUAUAUGCUGUAUUUACACAAAUCUAACACACACCUUUCCUUAAAAAAAAUUGGCAGCACAUCACGCAGCACAUCCCAAAAUGGUGGUCACUGUCAGCGGUAGGCGCUUAAAAGGCAGUGACUUCAAAUUGAAAUUUCCAGUUAAUGUGCAGUUAAUGUGCGCUGAGAGAAGUUUUUUUUGUGUGUGCGCAUAACCGUAUUGGCCCCUAUACUGUCAGUUACAAUGAACUGAGAAUAACUGGAGGACCGUAUCUUGGCCCCUUUAACGAACCUGUAAUCAAAGAAUUGCCUAUAGCAGAUUAUUCUUCGCUGCAGGAAAACGCAGCCCAUUACUGCUGACAAUAAUUUUAACAUUUUAGUACGUACAUGUUUGAAGGACAUGGCAAUGACUUCAUGUUGCUUGUAUCCAAAGUUUCCCCCAGAUCAUACAAGCCUAGGUAAUAUUAUUUUAUGUAAAUGAGUUGUAUUUGGCUUCGAGUCAUAACUGUAGUCUGACAUCUCUGUAGUCACAUGGCCAGCUUUCACACGCAACACACAACAGUGUUUUUUAUAGCCCACUGUAGAGUUUCCGGACAUUAAACUCCCACAGUUUUUUAACAUUUCUUGCCCAUUUAGCACCAGUUUAGCUUCUUUAGGUCAAGUGACAUUCAUGUGUACUCACAUGCAACAGGGAUCCUGUUAGUUGAGCACGUAUGUGCCGUCGUAGUGUGUUCACCCGCCAUACAGCGAGAUGUGUGUGGCUGUUAUGUACAGUGUGCGCCAUGGGUCACUAGUUGCAUGUCAGGGAGCAGGAGGAUACUCAGCUCUGUUCCAUGCUUCUUUUCUGCAACACUGUUUGCUACGGUGUAGGCUUAAAGAGGCGACCAGAUGCACGCAAGAUUCAAGCGACAGGCAUAAGCAACGUGAGAGACUGUUGAACCGUGGUGUGAGGCGACUGCAUAGACUCAACAUCGAGAAAUGAAGUAGCCAUGAAGCUACAUUGUUGUCCAGUUAAAUACUAUCAUACAUCAAUUCCAAACAUUUUGUAAGAUCAACAUUUCAAUUAGAAUGCACUAGAUCUAGUGUACUGUGCUUGAGCACAGCGUAAAAGCGUUCUGAAUAGCCAGCAUUAGUAAAUGCAAUGGGCCCCAUCUUGUAGGCAGAAAUCAAUACUCUUGUGGCUUGGUGGCGUCUUAGGCCUAAAAGCAUCCAAACAAACAGCUGAUCUCAAUAAUAACAAAAAAUUGUUAAUACUUAGUCUUCAGCAUGAAGUGGGACUAAGCGAAGUCUGUUCUGGUCAUUUGUUUCUUGCUGUCGCAACUAAUUGCAAGUGGCAAGAGCGAAUUCGAAUCGAAAAUUGGGGCCUGAGAACUGCCAUGUUAUGCACCCACAAUAACCGGCAGAAGCUGCCGCAUGGAAUUCCAGGUGACAAGUAAAUUUUUUGGGGUAAACAAAAACCAGCGAUAUGACAUGUGAUGGCAACAGAUUGCCCUCCGCGAUGGCAAAACUCAUUGCUGUCGCUUGAAUAUUUGGUGCGUGUGGUUCAGCCUUGAAUGUUGGUGUGCUGGUGUAGCUGUGUCUGGUGUGCUGGUGUAGCUGUGUCAGCAGCUUUGCAUUUUGUGCCUUUCUUAUGUUCCUAAUAAGUUCUCCUUUUCUUUUUAUACUCGCAUGGCUCUUGCUAACAUUUUUCUUGCUGUCAAGCAUGAAAAGGUAAGCGCAGCUAUUGGAGCUUCUGUGGCAACUCGGCAGCCAUGGCAUUUAGCUGCUGAAAGAAAGGUUGCGGGUUUAAUUCCUGGCCUCUGUGGCCAUAUAUCGAUUAGGGCACAAGGCUGGAACGUCCACGUAAAGAAAAAGUUUGCUGCUUGUUAGGCUUCCUAGUGGACAAAUUAUUAUGAAGCUUGCUAUACUUUGGCAAGCCAUGUGGCCCAGGCAUAAGUUUAGGAUGCUUAAAGCUAAUUUCUUUCUUAAAAAAUGCUUCACAUUUGAGCUCAAUAAUGUUGCUUUUUUUUCAACAUUUGACACAUUUCUUCAGCAUCACAAUUUUAUGAGGCUGUUCAAUAUAUGGUAUAAUUCAAUAUGACUGAUUUACAUGCCUAAGUUCGUGCACAGAAAGAAUUGCAAAGCAUAAAUGAGAGAGGAAGAGAUGUACUAAGUAUGUCUUGAACAUGAGCUUGCUUGUUGACACCUCUCUGUGGUAUGUGUGGAGAUGUUCGGAUGAUUUUAUUACUUUUAUUUUGCAUGGUCGCACUGUAUUCGAAGUGCAUGGUGUGAUAGGACUCAUAUCAUGGUGUGGGCUUUAUUGACGGGAGAGUAUUGUGUGAGUUGUCUAUCUUGUAGUCCUUGAAUGAGAAGCUUCAUCGUAGGCACAAUCCGAGGGCAGAACAUUCCAUUUUCGAGCCUUUUUGGUCACGAGAACCAUACAUUUCUUCUUUGGCUUACUAACGAGACAAAGCUUCCUCUUCCAUAUGGUGUUUCAGAACUACAGUGCAGCUAACAUCUUUCUUCAUAAUCAAAAAAAAACUGACAGCUUCAAUUACUUCACAGUAGGUUGUAGUGUAUCGAUGAGCCAUAACUACAACUGCUGAUACCAACCACAGUUCAAAUAUUGCCAGUGGUUGACAGAGCUCUAAUGCGUGUUAGCAUUAGCCAGGAUCAUUGCUGUGAUAAGCCCACAUUAGGUGUGAACAAAUGACCAGACGUGACCAGUCGAUGGGAACAGUGCAGCCUUGCAAACCUCGGGCCUUCUGGCACUAUGCACUGUGCUGUUAUAAUGUGCUUACUGUUUACACACGCACCCUGCAGAAUCGUGCCGUCUGCUCUAUGUACCAAGUGUUGCAUAAACUAGAGUGCCAGGUAUAUGACUCUUCUGGCUAAGCCACUGGUUUGUCUGCACACAAAUUUCACACAAAGGUGACAUUUCUUGAUGCAUGCAGUUUAACUCCGUCCGUGCGAGUGACAAGCUAGAUCCAUUCACAUGUUUCUGGUAAAAACAGCCAAGGAUGAGCACAGCUCAUCGCUUAUUAUUUUCUUUCAUUUUGAUGUAUAUAGUGCUGUUAAGCUUAACUUUAGCAAUUAAUGGUUGAGAUGUUUACAUAAUGCAUAAAGUGUUCUCUUCGUUGCUUUUCAUAAAGAAUUUGACCAUCUUUGGUCGGAAUUCAAGAUAACAGUGUGACACAGAAUUGGUUAAUACUAAUUUUGAGCACAGUACUGGCCUGUUUCAUUCAGACCAAAUCAGAAGUAUGCAUCUAAAGUGAUGCCAGACAGGAAAUGUAAAUUUUAUGUCAGCAAUACAGUUGCAGCAUCUGUCAUCAUUGGGACAAAAUGUAGUGUACAUGCUGUGUUUUUUUAAUUUUUUUCACUGUCACAGUGAGGCAUGGAAUUGCUAUUAGACUUCUGCAAACCUACAUCCUUUGUCUGGUAUCACUGCAGUCAUUGCAUAGUGCUUCUGAUUUAUCUUGAACAAAACAGGCAAGUACUGCAACCAACCAUGGCAGUAAACUGUAUGCACCAUAAAAUUUCACCAAUGUAUCAAAUUUGAGUGAGGCCAAGAUAACAGAAUAGCUAAAAGGUUCACUUACACUUAGUGCUCUUAUUUGCAUGUUCACAUUUACAUAUGGGAGCUAUUAUUGCUUUGUCAUUUGCAGCAGGAAAGGCUUGUGUUGCAAAAGCGUGAUGCACUGGCACAGGGCAGUGGUUUUGAGGGCAUCUCAUCUCAACAGCCGGCACUGCAUCUUUGCUUUGCAUUCUGAAUUCUCAAUGGCCUUCUGUAGACCUCUUAGCAACGCAGAAGCCUACUAACAGUGUAAUAUGUUUCUUGUGUGUUCUGUGCCAUGGUCUUGGCAGAUUUCUUAGGCAGCUGGGCCGACUAAUAUUGUGUUAUAUUUAUUCUCUUAUUCCUAUUUUUUCUCUGUUAUUGUCUUCAUUUUUAUAUCAGCUUGCGUGUUUUUUAUUGCACUUUAUAUUUUUAGCAUACAUUUCUCUACUGAUAGUGUAGGGCUAUUCAUUUUUGCUGUGCAUGGUUCAGCUGAUUCACCUCCAUGAAUGUCUGAUGGAAAAUUUCAACUUGGACAUGCUGUUCAAAAAGAAAAUAAACUUUUUAUGAGGGGGACCAAGUAGUGCAAAACUUGAUUCGUUAUAAACGUGAAUUAAAGGGGCCCUUAGGUGACUUGUUAAUUUUGCCUAGAUUCGCAGACUGCAUUGGUUGAACUGCAGGCUCAUCAGUUUUACUGCGAGUGGAGACGUGAUAAGACCUGCGAUAAUGUGGAAAUGAAAGGUAGGUUUCAACACCACACUGAGAUUCUUGCACUGAUUGCCUGUGAUCUCGCAGAUUUUGGUAGCACCUGCAUGGGGCUAGGUAAUUGCUUCCUGUGAGAAAGGACUGCAUUGUAUUUGUGCGAAAGCUAGGACUCUCAAUCUCAACUUGGGUUAUUUGCCUUUUUGCUCAAAAAGAAUUCAAUACACUCAAAGUACCAUGAAACCCUUGACAUCACACUGAUGUCAUCAGAAUAGCAGUGUCGUUGCAGAAUUCAAAAGCAGUUUUGUCUUUCUGGGCUAACAAACAGUUUUUUUACUGCUAGAACAAUGCCAACAUGUAUUUUGAAGGCUAAGCCUACCUGCUUUAAACUGAAGUGCUUUCUUUAGGGUCCCUUUAAUUUUUGCAGAUCAACUGGGCAUCGAAUAAAAUUGCUAGCAGAAAUUUUCUGAUUAAAUCAAGGGGGUGCAGCUGAAGCAACUGCACCAUGCACAGCUUGGGUGUGUGUCCUUAUUUGUGAUUCCAACAGCCGGUGCAAAAAAGCUGAUGUUUCCUCAAAGGGAUCAGAGUUUCUGAGGUUGUGUUUUUAGGAGCCUGGCUCCAAGUGGGAGAAGAGCAGCUGUGCCUUUCGCAACCAGCCUGCAGUUUGUGACUGUGCAAAUACUAUGUGCCUCUAGGCGUGUGUGUAUAUGAGCGCUGGAAAUGUGAAGUAUGUAGUUUUUUUACUCAAUAAAUGGCUGUUAGCCAAGGCA